Messenger RNA from Ictalurus furcatus (blue catfish), 2225 nucleotides. It is a transcript of the gene impa1, whose product is annotated as inositol monophosphatase 1. Lineage: Eukaryota; Metazoa; Chordata; Actinopteri; Siluriformes; Ictaluridae. Bases 997 to 1845 code for a protein of 282 amino acids. Gene Ontology annotation, biological process: signal transduction; inositol metabolic process; phosphatidylinositol phosphate biosynthetic process. The transcript is spliced from 9 exons. The record is from RefSeq and is a predicted model, not a curated record. Gene Ontology annotation, molecular function: inositol monophosphate 1-phosphatase activity.
UAUUAUUAUAUAUAUUUUUGUUCAUUCUGGACAGUAUUAUCAUGUCGUGUUACCGAAGUCAAUGACAACCUGCAUUACUAAUCGUUUAAUUCUAUUUCCAGGAUAGAAAAUGAAUAUAAACAGUAGCUUGUCAUUUGUUCCUCUGUAUAUCUGAUCAGAUUUCCUGAGCAUUCUGGAGUAAAUAUAAUCAACAUUUAUAUCUAAAAUGAGAAAUAGUUUCCUUCUUCCUGUAUAAAAGUGCAUUAUGAGGGGGGAAUGAAACAACUGAGACUUUAAGUGUUAUUAAUAUUAAUUCAGCUGUUAUUAAUGUUCAUUAGAGGUGACUUAAGUUAAGACUUUUAUUAUUACUUACAGUGACGUCAUAUGGAUUUAGACUUAAAAUAAUAAUAAUAAAAAAAGUAAAUGGAUUGUCCAUGUGUGGAAAUAUGAUAAAACUACGAAAAGGAUCAAACUAAUGAAAAAUGAAAAAUAAUCAUCCAGUGGGUUUAGUAAACAGGUCUGUGAUAAAGAUAUUUAAAUGUUGAUCAACAAGAUAGAAAGUUUCAUUUGUUGAAACAAAAUAUAGCAAUAUUCCUGACCUGGAAAAUGAAAGUUAACAGUUAAAAGCAUGAUUUUGCUUUUUUAAAAUAAUCUUCGGUUAUUUAAAUAGAAAAAGGAAAAGAAAAAAAAAACCCCAAAACAAACAAACACAAAAAGUUUGAAAUGAAUAAAUGAAUAAAUGAAUAAAUGAAGCCGAGGCUUUGUGUUGGAGUCUGGCGCUGAACGGGGGUUUUGUUUGAUCAGGAUGUCGUGUGGAAGGUUUGCGGAGCCGGCGGCCGUCAGGACGUUCGGACGCUGUGCGUGAAAGGGUUAAGAAAGAGAAACUGCUGGAAUCCCGUCACAGAUUUCUUCAGCUGCUGAUAGACAGGUUCCUGUUUUCCAGCAGGUUGAUUAUUAUUUCUGCUCUGCCGAGUGUUUCAGCGCGGCUCUCCCACAGAGAAUUUACAUCCAGGAGAGAUGCCUGAUCUCUGGCAGGAAGCCAUGGACCACGCUGUGGCUGUGGCCAGAAAAGCAGGCGAGGUGGUACGCGAGGCUCUGCAGAACGAGAGGAAGGUGAUGUGUAAAAGCACGUCGGUGGACCUGGUGACUAAAACCGACCAGAAAGUGGAGCAGCUCAUUAUCACUUCAGUCAAGGAGAAGUUUCCUACACACAGUUUUAUCGGAGAGGAGUCAGUAGCUGAUGGUCAGCCCUGCGUCCUGUCUGAAAAUCCCACCUGGAUCGUCGACCCCGUGGACGGCACCACUAACUUCGUACACGGGUAUCCGUUCGUGGCGGUGUGUAUCGGGUUUGCAGUCGAGAAGACGUUAGAGUUUGGCGUGGUGUACAGCUGUAUAGAGGAUAAGAUGUACACGGCCCGCAGGGGGAAAGGAGCGUUCUGUAACGGAGAACCUCUACAAGUCUCCCAUCAGAAAGAGAUUAAUCAGUCCAUGAUCGCCACGGAGUUCGGCUCCGACCGAGACCCUGACGUCGUCGACAAGAUCUUCUCCAACAUGAGGAAGAUCCUCUGUCUGCCAGUGCACGGGAUGCGUGGUUUGGGUUCUGCCGCGUUGAACAUGUGCCUGGUGGCGGCCGGGCGCGUGGAGGCGUAUUACGAGAUCGGGAUCCACUGCUGGGACGUGGCGGCCGCCGCGGUCAUCGUGGAGGAGGCAGGAGGAGUUCUCCUGGACUUAGAGGGUGGACCCAUGGACCUGAUGUCCAGGAGAAUCGUCGCAGCGAAUAACCAAACCAUCGCCGAGAGAGUCAUUAAAGAGCUCGAGGCGUUUCCUGCUGUCCGGGACGACGCCCCUUUAGAGACUAAACAAUGACGAGUUUAUGCUGUGUAGUGUAUUCAUGCUGUUUUUACCUUCAGUCUUAAAAACUUAGUGUUUUCGACCUUUCACAUGAUUAUAUGUUUGUUCUACCAUGUUAUAAAUGCUGUAUACUAUACACUGAAAACUCCAACAAAGACAUGAUAGAAAAAUAUUUUAUUAUCCCAGUUAUUCACAACGUCCCCUCUGUGUUUAAUGCUCACGCCACGAUCAAUAAAACCUGCAUUCCUGUGCUCUUUAAAUCAGAAACGUGACGGUUACUCCCGUGGAACUCUUUUGAAAUGAAUGCACAGAGGAGAAGAAGAAGAACGAGGAGACACUGGGACAUGGUCAGUGUUUUAGUGCGGUGUGCACAGUUUAGACGAGUCUCACACUUC